Catharus ustulatus (Swainson's thrush) is the source of this 2172-nucleotide messenger RNA. It is a transcript of the gene TNFAIP8, whose product is annotated as TNF alpha induced protein 8. The transcript has 2 exons. Bases 285 to 881 code for a protein of 198 amino acids. Gene Ontology annotation, cellular component: cytoplasm. The record is from RefSeq and is a predicted model, not a curated record. Gene Ontology annotation, molecular function: cysteine-type endopeptidase inhibitor activity involved in apoptotic process. NCBI's taxonomy places the organism in Eukaryota, Metazoa, Chordata, Aves, Passeriformes, Turdidae. Gene Ontology annotation, biological process: regulation of apoptotic process.
GCGCCCGCAGCUGGCGAGCAGAACCAGGGUUCUCUGGAGGUGCUGCUUUUUCACACAGGCGCUGCGUGCAGCUGAGAAAGGGGCGGGAUCCUUCCCAGCUGAGUUAGUUGUGAUUUGCUGGAUUCGUAGACUUUUCCCCUCAAAACCCCAGCCCUCUCUCUCUCGCUCUCUUUUUUUUCUUUUUUUUUUUGGUCUUUCCUCUCUCUGGGAGGGAGAGAAAGGGAGAGGAGAGGUUGUCUUGCGGCCGCAUCUCUGGAUCUGGUCCCGCAGCCUUGCCCGGCACAAUGAGCUCGGAAGCCGAUGAGCCCAAGGAAGUGGCCACAGAUGUCUUCAACUCCAAAAGUCUGGCCAUUCAGGCCCAGAAGAAGAUCCUUGGAAAAAUGGUGUCCAAAUCAAUAGCAACUACUUUGAUCGAUGAUACAAGCAGUGAUGUUUUGGAUGAGCUUUACAGAGUUACAAAGGAAUAUACACAAAAUAAAAAAGAAGCAGAGAAGAUCAUCAAAAACCUCAUUAAAAUAGUCCUCAAAUUGGCAAUUCUCUACAGGAACAACCAGUUUAAUCAGGAGGAAAUAGCUCUGAUGGAGAAAUUCAAGAAGAAGGUUCAUCAGCUGGCUAAGACUGUGGUCAGUUUCCAUCAGGUGGAUUAUACCUUUGACAGGAACUUUUUGUCCAAACUGUUGAAUGAAUGUAGAGAGCUGCUUCAUGAAAUCAUUCAGCGUCACCUAACUGCGAAGUCACACGGACGCGUCAACAAUGUGUUUGAUCACUUCUCUGAUUGUGAAUUUUUGGCUGCCUUGUACAAUCCCUUUGGACCUUAUAAAAUCCAUUUGCAGAAACUUUGUGAUGGGGUCAACAAAAUGCUAGAUGAGGGGAACAUAUAAGUACUUGUGUUAGAGGUGACUGCAUAUGAGUUAUUUGUAGGUGGAACACUGUUGAUUUAUGAAGGAAUAAGGGAGCAUGCAAAGAGGUUUUUUUACAUUAUGACAAAUCUUUCCUAAAAUCUUUAUUAAUUGAUUUCUUACUAUGCGCUAUCUGUUGCUAUUCACAGUCCAUCUGGAAGAAAAACUGCACAUGACUUUUUUUUACUGUGCUUAGCCUAUGGAAACAGCUUGAUAUAGACAAUCAAAAAGAAUGGUUCAAGUAGAGUAAGAGUCUUGCAAGAUAGAUCCACAAACUAAAAGAACAUGCUGUCAGACAAUCCACAUCUUUCAUAGAUUUACAGAAUUAAUUCUAAAUUAUCAGAAUCCGGUAAUGUUGAUAACAGACUAUCAUGGUGAUGGUACACUCUGUAAUUUCUUUAUUUUACUUGUAAAAUAGGCAUAUAUGAUUCAGUUAUAGUCUUUUAUGCUCUCUGCACAGAUAACAGCUUCCUAGUGUUACCAUAAUGAAGUUUUAAAUAAAAUCAGUGAUGCUGUCACACAGAGUCUUAACAGCAGGCUUGUGCAUCUCCAGUACAGAGGUGAAAACUUCCUGUCUGCAAGGCAGGAUCUCCCAAGUAGAGAUCUUUAUAGGCCUGCACAGGUGCUUGCUUCCUUUGACUACAUGGGGAUUAUUUGAGGAAUAAGCUACAGGAAAAUAGCCGAACUGGGGAAGAGCACUCCCAAGAAACUGCUUGUGGUACAGAAUUUUAACUCUGCCUUUGAUAAGAUAAAACACAGUGAGUUCUCUGUGCAAUUCCUUUAGAUAUAUAGAAUUCUGCUAGUAGAAUCAUAGAAUCAAUCAUUUGGGUUGGAAGGGUCCCAAUUCUUUUCGAAAAGAUGUGAGUCAGUAUAUUUGACAUACUAGUCUGAUGUGUAUGAUGAUGUGCAUUCACCAAAGCUGAUAAAUAAAUUGCAAGCCAAUUUGCUUUGUGUACAAUGAAAGUAGAAACAGAAAUUAGUGUUAUAAUUGUGUUAUAUACUAUUUAACGAAUGGAAAAAUGGAAUUUUGAAUAAAGUUUUUUCUUCUUUUCUUACUUCCUACCUUUUAUCCUUUUCUUCUUCAUCUUCUCUUUGCCUUGACAUUGGGGAUAAAAAAUGUGACUUUCUAGACACUGUAAUGUACUUAAAGCAUGAAGUUAAUACAUUUCAAACAGCCAAAGACUUUUUGUUAGGAAACAUAUAAAGAAUUUGCUGUUUAUUUAAUUGCCAGUGUUUUUGCUGUUUGCUGUGUCCUUUUGUUUUAAUGAGUAAA